UCCUGAUUCGAUACAUUCAUUGAAUCCAUCUGCCUACCACCUUAAUCAUCUAACUCUAACAACCCACUUCAGGAACCGAACCAUUGCAUGCGAUCGUUUUCCUCCAAGUUCAAAACCGUCUACGAUCGGUCUGCUUUCUAUAAGUUCUAGAACUCUUUGCAUUCAACAUCUAGAUCUUUAUCGCGUUAUUCUGUUCCAAUAGACACUCAUAGCGAAAUGGCCGACUCGAAUGCUCCUAAACCGAGCAGCAGUGUCAAGCUGGUACUGCUUGGCGAGGCAGCUGUAGGAAAGUCUUCUCUUGUCUUGCGAUUCGUAAACAACGACUUUCAGGAGAACAAGGAACCCACCAUUGGUGCCGCCUUCUUGACACAGAAAUGUAACUUGCCUACGAGGACGAUCAAAUUCGAGAUCUGGGAUACUGCAGGCCAGGAGCGCUUUGCUUCAUUAGCGCCCAUGUAUUACCGAAAUGCCCAAGCCGCACUCGUCGUUUACGAUCUCACCAAGCCGACAUCCCUCAUCAAGGCUAAGCACUGGGUAGCGGAAUUGCAAAGACAAGCAUCACCCGGCAUCGUUAUUGCUCUUGUCGGAAACAAGCUCGAUCUUACUAGUGAUGGCGAAUCCGGUCAAGCCGACAGCGAAGCAGCGGAUGGAGAAGAGUCCGGAGACGCCCGGAAGAUUUCUAUAGAGGAAGCAAAGACGUAUGCUGAAGAGGAGAACCUGUUAUUCUUCGAGACCAGUGCGAAAACCGGUUACAAUGUUACGGAGGUCUUCACCGCAAUUGCGAACGCUAUCCCCGAGACAUCAUUGAAGAGCACGAGAGGCCCUGGUGCCUCUAGUGCGGCGAACCGAGGCGGUGAGGAGCAGAGAGUGAAUUUGAACGGACCUCGAGAAGCAGCAAAGGAAGGAUGCGCGUGCUGAUUAUGCUAAUUGUACGAAGAGGAGGGCGCAGAAAGACCAGGACGGAGGAGUGUAGAUGAAUGAGGAUGAGGUUUUCCAUCACUUAUGGUCAUGACUACAUUUUACCUUGUAAUAUGGAGCGUUUGGGAUUUGGUAUCUGGGCUGCUGUUUCCGAAGAGUGAAUUACCUAUCUAUUUUAAACCUUUACAUGCAAUCCGGUACGACUCUUGAAGCAAACUAGUUGCUUUGUGACAAAUGAAAUGAGUGUAGAGUGACACGCGAGUCGGCUGUAACCCUUCCUG
Molecule: messenger RNA, 1199 nt
Organism: Annulohypoxylon maeteangense
Lineage: Eukaryota; Fungi; Ascomycota; Sordariomycetes; Xylariales; Hypoxylaceae
Product: ras-domain-containing protein
Exons: 3
Coding region: 217-918 (233 amino acids)
Molecular function (GO): GTPase activity; GTP binding
Source: RefSeq, a predicted model, not a curated record